This is a messenger RNA of Micromonas pusilla CCMP1545, 591 nucleotides long. RefSeq lists its product as uncharacterized. The transcript has 2 exons. Gene Ontology annotation, cellular component: nucleolus; small-subunit processome. NCBI's taxonomy places the organism in Eukaryota, Viridiplantae, Chlorophyta, Mamiellophyceae, Mamiellales, Mamiellaceae. The coding region runs from base 1 to 591 and encodes 196 amino acids. The record is from RefSeq and is a predicted model, not a curated record.
AUGGGGAAGAACAAGGCGAAGGCGAAGAAGUUCGCGGAGGUGAAGCGGAUCCUAAACCCGAAAGAAGCGAGAGUGUGCGUCCCUGCCCGACGUCUUACCUUCCCCCGCGCGCGUUCCGUCAUCAAGCACGUCGAGGCGACGUCCUCCGCGCUGUUCUUCAAGCACAACUCCGCGCUCGGGCCGCCGUACAACGUCAUCGUGGACACGAACUUUAUAAACUUUUCGAUUAAAAACAAGAUCGACCUCGUGAAAGGGAUGAUGGACUGCCUGUACGCGCAGUGCGUCCCUCACAUCACGGACUGCGUCAUGGCGGAGCUCGAGAAGCUCGGGCAAAAGUACAGGGUCGCGCUGAGGGUCGCGAAAGACCCGAGGUUCACGCGGCUGCCGUGCACGCACCCGGGGACGUACGCGGACGAUUGCAUCUGCGAACGCGUCAGGCAGCACAAGUGUUACAUCGUCGCGACGUGCGACACGGAUUUGAAACGACGGAUACGGAAGAUUCCCGGGGUGCCGAUCAUGUACUUGCAGCAGCACAAGUACAGCAUAGAGAGGCUGCCGGAGGCGGUCUUGGGGGGGGCGCCCGCGCGGUGA